Oncorhynchus masou masou (cherry salmon) is the source of this 651-nucleotide messenger RNA. RefSeq names its product serine/threonine-protein kinase OSR1-like. Lineage: Eukaryota; Metazoa; Chordata; Actinopteri; Salmoniformes; Salmonidae. Gene Ontology annotation, biological process: protein export from nucleus; activation of protein kinase activity. Bases 352 to 651 code for a protein of 99 amino acids. Gene Ontology annotation, molecular function: protein serine/threonine kinase activator activity. The record is from RefSeq and is a predicted model, not a curated record. Gene Ontology annotation, cellular component: serine/threonine protein kinase complex. The transcript is spliced from 3 exons.
ACCCGGUCAUGACCUGGUGUUGUGUGGGUGUAGGUGCUCAUGCUGACCCUGCAGAAUGACCCUCCCUGCUUGGAGACGGGCAUCCAGGACAAGGAGAUGGUGUUGUGUGUGUGUAAUAACCCGGUCAUGACCUGGUGUUGUGUGGGUGUAGGUGCUCAUGCUGACCCUGCAGAAUGACCCUCCCUGCUUGGAGACGGGCAUCCAGGACAAGGAGAUGGUGUUGUGUGUGGGUUAUAACCCGGUCGUGACCUGGUGUUGUGUGUGUGUGGGGGUAAUAACCCGGUCGUGACCUGGUGUUGUGUGUGUGUAAUAACCCGGUCAUGACCUGGUGUUGUGUGGGUGUAGGUGCUCAUGCUGACCCUGCAGAAUGACCCUCCCUGCUUGGAGACGGGCAUCCAGGACAAGGAGAUGGUGAAGAAGUAUGGCAAGUCCUUCAGGAAGAUGAUCUCACUCUGUCUACAGAAGGAGCCUGAGAAAAGACCGACUGCUGCUGAGCUGCUAAAGCAUAAAUUCUUCACUAAAGCAAAGAAUAAUGAAUACUUGGAAGAGAAGCUCCUUCAGAAAGGUCCAUCGAUAGGAGACAGAUCCAAAAGGGUACGAGACAACAAAAUUAUAACCAUUGGCAUAGUCACACAGUGGAAUUCUACAUGA